Mytilinidion resinicola is the source of this 794-nucleotide messenger RNA. RefSeq lists its product as uncharacterized. The record is from RefSeq and is a predicted model, not a curated record. NCBI's taxonomy places the organism in Eukaryota, Fungi, Ascomycota, Dothideomycetes, Mytilinidiales, Mytilinidiaceae. The transcript is spliced from 2 exons. The coding region runs from base 32 to 550 and encodes 172 amino acids.
AAGUAACCACUAAGCAGCAUUUGUCGAAUCUAUGAGCCUCUAUAGCACGUUGAGAAGAACCGAGAAUCCCGAGGGUUUAUGCUUUUCUAUCAUCAUUCGCCCCUUUCGGAUAUCAAACCUCAACAUCAUAUAUCCCUCUCGCAGCCAACGACUCACCUCUUAUCUUAUGUAUCCACCCUCAAAGAAGCAACUUCCUACCAUCCUGCUUACCCGAGCCUCAACAACACCCGAGCCUCUCCCGAAGACCAUUCCCCCGAAGCCCUCUCCCGAACUCACCGUUACUACUUCCCGGCCGCGGACGCGGUGCCGGGUAUCUACAAGAGAUACGCGCACAGAUCAAUCUACUCUAGCCAUUGGCGGCAUAAUUGGUUUGAAGCAGGGCGUCCGAAAAAGAAACAGAUGUUUUUCUUUCGUUGAGCGAAUGAAAACGGACAUCCGAGACAUGUACCUCCGUACCCAUCCUUCGGGUGGAUCGUCAAGCCACACGCCGGCCGCAGGUACAGAGCAAGCUUCGGCUUUGGGGAUCCCAUCAGCCACUGCGCAGCGUUGAGAUGAGGAGCGCUCGGGCCUUGGUUAGAGCGGUGUGCUAUGCCGAGCUGGCAUGAGCCUGAGGUUGGACCGUGGGAAAGCGGUGGUGGUGAGCAGGGCGCACGUGCUGGGGAGUACCCGAGGCUAAUGUAUGCCAGUGAGGUGGUGAGAUGCUCGGGGGUGGGAGAGCCGGGCGGAAGAGGCAAAAGAGCUGUGAUGGUGCUGGAUGCAUAUGUGUGCCUGUGGCGUUGGGAGGAAGGUUUAGC